AUGACCACGUCCGCGUCAUCGCCGGAUGAGCAGACGGGCGACCCAGCCUCUCCUACUUCCCCCGAUACCGGUUUCGAUCCCUCAUGCGAUCUCGAAGCAUUGGCGCUGAGGCUUCUCUGGCAGAACCAGAUUCAAGAGCUGCAGUCCCGCCGUGCAACGCAGAUUCGGGAUCAAGAACAAGCAAGACCCCCCGAGCACAGCUUCACGCACCCGGUAGAGCGAAGAGAGUCUCGGCAGUCCGAGAUUGUAGAGGGCGAUAGGUUGGAUCAAAUUAUGAGUGACUUGGGCAAGCUGGGAGUUCGGCUGCGUGAGGAUGCUAGGAGGCAGCUGGACGUCAUUAGCGAUGAUAGCGCUGCCCUCCCUCUAUGUUUGUGA
Molecule: messenger RNA, 375 nt
Organism: Trichoderma citrinoviride
Lineage: Eukaryota; Fungi; Ascomycota; Sordariomycetes; Hypocreales; Hypocreaceae
Exons: 1
Coding region: 1-375 (124 amino acids)
Source: RefSeq, a predicted model, not a curated record